This is a messenger RNA of Perognathus longimembris pacificus (Pacific pocket mouse), 6310 nucleotides long. RefSeq names its product collagen type XI alpha 1 chain (gene Col11a1). The record is from RefSeq and is a predicted model, not a curated record. Bases 338 to 5746 code for a protein of 1802 amino acids. The transcript has 67 exons. Gene Ontology annotation, molecular function: extracellular matrix structural constituent. Lineage: Eukaryota; Metazoa; Chordata; Mammalia; Rodentia; Heteromyidae.
CCGGCCCACUGACGGCAUGAAGCCUUUAGGGGUACGCCGGGCUCUAGGCUUUUUGGUUGAAGUCCCUCAUCGGCCUUCAGUGUGAAGGCAGGGCCCGGGAGAGGACAGAACUGAGGGUCGCUCCCCGGGACCAAGCCAGAGUGAAGGCAGGAGGCCGAGGAACAGGAAGGAAGCACAGCAUUACAUUUGAAAAGAAAAAAAAGAAAAAGAAAACUUUAUUUUUUUUUUUUAAAUCUUCUCCCUUCCCAAAUGGCUGUGUAGCUAACACCAGCGAGAUCUUGGAAGGGACGACCUUGCUCUGCAGUUGCAGUUUGUGGGGUUGGAGAAGGGCUCAACCAUGGAGCCGUGGUCCUCCAGGUGGAAAACGAAACGGUGGCUGUGGGAUUUCACCCUGACAACCCUCGCCGUGACGCUCCUCUCCUCAGCCAGGGAGGUCAGAGCAGCUGCUCCAGUUGAUGUACUAAAAGCACUAGAUUUUCACAAUUCUCCAGAGGGAAUAACAAAAACAACAGGAUUCUGCACAAACAGAAAGAAUUCCAAAGGGUCAGAUAUUGCUUACAGAGUUUCAAAGCUAGCACAAGUCAGUGCUCCAACCAAACAACUCUUUCCAGGGGAAACUUUCCCUGAAGAUUUUUCAAUAUUAUUUACAGUCAAACCCAAAAAAGGGAUUCAGUCUUUCCUCUUAUCUGUAUAUAAUGAGCAUGGUAUUCAGCAAGUUGGUGUUGAGAUCGGAAGAUCACCUGUUUUUCUGUUUGAAGACCACACUGGAAAACCAGCCCCAGAAGACUACCCCCUCUUCAGAACUGUUAAUAUCGCUGAUGGGAAGUGGCAUCGAGUAGCAAUCAGUGUGGAGAAGAAAACAGUGACAAUGAUUGUGGAUUGUAAGAAGAAAAUGACCAAACCCCUCGACAGAAGUGAGAGAUCCAUUGUAGAUACCAAUGGGAUCACAGUGUUUGGAACAAGGAUUUUGGAUGAAGAAGUUUUUGAGGGCGACAUUCAGCAGUUCUUGAUCUCCAGUGACCCCAAGGCUGCGUAUGACUACUGUGAGCAUUACAGCCCAGACUGUGACUCGAUGGCACCUAAGGCUGCACAAGCUCAGGAGCCUCAGAUCGACGAGUAUGCACCUGAGGAUAUUUUCGAAUAUGACUAUGAGUAUGGAGAAACAGAAUAUAAAGAGACUGAACUUGUAACAGAGGGACCCCCAGUAACAGAGGAGACAGUUGCACAAACAGAGGCCAAUAUUAUAAACGAUUUCCAAGAGUAUAACUACGGAACAAUGGAAAGUUACCAGACAUCAUCUCCUGGUCGUAUGUCUGGCACAAAUGAGCCAUAUCCUGUUGAAGAAGGUUUUACUGAAGAAUAUCUUACUGGAGAGGAUUAUGAACCCCAGAGGAAAAAUACCAAGGAUAUACUUUAUGAAAACAAAGAAAUAGACGGCAGGGAUUCUGAUCUUCCGGUAGAUGGAGAUUUAGGCGAAUAUGAUUUUUAUGACUAUGAAGAUAAACCAACAAGCCCCUCUAUUGAAGAAUUUGGGCCAGGCGUACCAGCAGAAACUGAUUUCACAGAGACCAGUAUAAAUGGCCAUGGGGCCUAUGGAGAAAAAGGACAGAAGGGAGAACCAGCCGUGGUGGAACCAGGAAUGCUUGUUGAAGGACCACCUGGGCCAGCAGGACCCGCGGGUCUUAUGGGUCCCCCAGGUCUACAAGGUCCUUCUGGGUCCCCCGGUGACCCUGGUGAUAGGGGCCCCCCUGGUCGCCCUGGCUUACCAGGCGCUGAUGGCCUGCCUGGCCCUCCGGGGACCAUGCUGAUGUUACCGUUCCGUUAUGGUGGUGACAGCUCCAAAGGACCAAUCAUCUCUGCUCAGGAAGCGCAGGCUCAGGCCAUUCUGCAACAGGCUCGAAUUGCACUGAGAGGCCCACCUGGCCCAAUGGGUCUCACCGGAAGGCCUGGUCCUGUGGGGGGUCCUGGUUCUUCGGGGGCCAAAGGUGAGAGUGGUGACCCAGGUCCACAGGGUCCUCGAGGUGUUCAAGGUCCCCCUGGUCCAACAGGAAAACCCGGAAAAAGGGGACGCCCCGGUGCUGAUGGAGGAAGAGGAAUGCCUGGAGAGCCUGGGUCAAAGGGAGAUCGAGGGUUUGAUGGCCUUCCCGGUUUGCCAGGGGACAAAGGUCACAGGGGUGAAAGAGGUCCCCAAGGCCCUCCAGGUCUUCCUGGCGAUGAUGGAAUGAGGGGAGAAGAUGGGGAAAUAGGGCCACGUGGCCUUCCAGGUGAAGCUGGCCCACGAGGUUUGCUGGGACCACGGGGAACUCCAGGCCCUACAGGGCAGCCUGGUAUUGCAGGCAUAGAUGGUCCUCCAGGACCCAAAGGCAACAUGGGUCCACAGGGAGAGCCUGGACCUCCUGGCCAGCAAGGAAAUCCAGGACCACAAGGUCUUCCUGGUCCACAAGGCCCAAUUGGUCCUCCUGGAGAAAAAGGACCACAAGGAAAACUGGGGCUUGCUGGACUUCCUGGUGCUGAUGGACCACCUGGUCAUCCAGGAAAAGAAGGCCAGUCUGGGGAAAAAGGUGCUCUGGGUCCUCCUGGUCCACAAGGUCCUGUUGGCUACCCUGGUCCCCGAGGGGUGAAGGGAGCAGAUGGCGUCAGAGGUCUCAAGGGAUCUAAAGGCGAAAAGGGUGAAGAUGGCUUUCCAGGAUUCAAAGGUGACAUGGGUCUUAAAGGUGACAGAGGAGAAGUUGGUCAACUAGGUCCAAGAGGAGAAGAUGGUCCCGAAGGCCCCAAAGGUCGUGCUGGGCCAACUGGAGACCCUGGUCCUUCUGGCCAUGUGGGGGAGAAGGGAAAACUUGGAGUUCCAGGAUUACCAGGAUAUCCAGGAAGACAAGGUUCAAAGGGGUCCACUGGAUUUCCUGGAUUUCCAGGUGCCAACGGUGAGAAAGGUGCACGGGGAGUAGCUGGGAAACCAGGCCCUCGGGGUCAGCGUGGUCCAACGGGUCCUCGUGGUUCCAGAGGAGCAAGAGGCCCUACAGGGAAGCCCGGCCUGAAGGGCACUUCUGGUGGAGAUGGCCCUCCAGGCCCUCCAGGGGAAAGGGGCCCUCAAGGACCUCAGGGUCCAGUUGGAUUCUCAGGACCCAAAGGCCCUCCUGGGCCCCCUGGGAAAGACGGGCUUCCAGGACACCCUGGGCAACGUGGGGAAACUGGAUUUCAAGGCAAGACAGGUCCUCCUGGACCCGGAGGUGUGGUUGGACCACAGGGACCAACGGGUGAGACUGGUCCAAUAGGUGAACGUGGGCAUCCUGGUCCUCCAGGACCACCUGGAGAACAAGGUCUACCUGGUACUGCAGGAAAAGAAGGUGCAAAGGGUGACCCAGGUCCUCAAGGAAUCUCAGGAAAAGAUGGACCAGCAGGGAUACGUGGGUUCCCAGGUGAACGAGGUCUUCCUGGAGCUCAGGGUGCACCUGGACUGAAAGGAGGAGAAGGCCCCCAGGGCCCACCGGGUCCAGUUGGCUCCCCAGGAGAACGCGGAUCCUCAGGCACAGCAGGGCCCAUUGGGUUGCCAGGGCGACCAGGACCCCAAGGCCCCCCUGGUCCAGCUGGAGAGAAAGGCGCUCCAGGAGAGAAAGGUCCUCAAGGCCCUGCAGGAAGAGAUGGCGUCCAAGGCCCUGUGGGUUUACCUGGGCCAGCAGGUCCUGCUGGCUCCCCUGGAGAAGACGGAGAUAAGGGUGAAAUUGGUGAACCGGGACAGAAAGGCAGCAAGGGUGACAAAGGAGAAAAUGGUCCACCUGGGCCUCCAGGCCUUCAAGGACCUGUUGGAGGCCCUGGAAUUGCUGGAGGUGAUGGCGAACCAGGUCCCAGAGGACAGCAGGGCAUGUUCGGACAGAAGGGUGAUGAGGGAGCACGAGGUUUCCCAGGCCCUCCGGGUCCCAUUGGCCUCCAGGGUCUUCCAGGCCCACCUGGUGAAAAAGGAGAAAAUGGUGACGUUGGGCCCAUGGGUCCACCUGGUCCUCCUGGCCCGAGAGGCCCUCAAGGUCCUAAUGGAGCUGAUGGACCUCAAGGCCCUCCAGGAUCUGUUGGCUCAGUUGGUGGUGUUGGACAAAAGGGUGAACCUGGAGAAGCAGGAAACCCCGGGCCUCCAGGUGAAGCAGGUUCAGGCGGUCCCAAAGGAGAAAGAGGAGAGAAGGGAGAAGCUGGCCCAUCAGGUGCUGCUGGGCCUCCAGGUGCGAAGGGGCCACCAGGUGAUGAUGGUCCCAAGGGAAACCCGGGUCCUGUUGGUUUUCCUGGAGACCCUGGCCCUCCUGGGGAGGCUGGUCCUGCAGGUCAAGAUGGUGUUGGAGGCGACAAGGGAGAAGAUGGAGACCCAGGGCAGCCGGGUCCUCCUGGUCCUUCUGGUGAGGCUGGCCCACCAGGUCCUCCUGGAAAAAGAGGUCCUCCCGGUAUUGCAGGCGCAGAGGGACGGCAGGGAGAAAAAGGCGCUAAGGGAGAAGCAGGUGCUGAAGGUCCCCCUGGGAAAACUGGUCCAGUGGGUCCUCAAGGCCCUUCUGGAAAGCCUGGUCCCGAAGGUCUUCGCGGCAUCCCUGGGCCUGUGGGAGAACAAGGACUUCCUGGAGCUGCUGGCCAAGAUGGACCUCCAGGUCCCAUUGGGCCUCCUGGCUUGCCUGGCCUCAAAGGUGACCCUGGCUCCAAAGGAGAAAAGGGACAUCCUGGAUUAAUUGGCCUGAUUGGUCCUCCAGGGGAGCAAGGAGAAAAGGGUGACAGGGGACUCCCUGGAACUCAAGGAUCUCCAGGAGCUAAGGGAGAUGGAGGAAUUCCAGGUCCUGCUGGCCCCAUAGGGCCACCUGGCCCUCCAGGAUUACCAGGUCCUCAAGGCCCCAAGGGUAACAAAGGCUCUUCUGGACCUGUGGGCCAGAAGGGUGACAGUGGUCUCCCAGGGCCACCUGGACCUCCGGGUCCUCCUGGUGAAGUCAUUCAGCCUUUACCAAUCCUGUCAUCCAAGAAAACAAGAAGACAUACUGAGAGUGUGCAGGCAGAUGCAGUGGAUAAUGUUCUUGAUUACUCAGAUGGAAUGGAGGAGAUAUUUGGUUCCCUCAAUUCUCUGAAGCAAGACAUUGAGCACAUGAAGUUUCCCAUGGGCACUCAGAGCAAUCCAGCUCGAACUUGCAAAGACCUGCAACUCAGCCAUCCUGACUUCCCAGAUGGUGAAUAUUGGAUUGAUCCAAACCAAGGUUGUUCAGGGGACUCCUUCAAAGUUUACUGUAAUUUCACAUCUGGUGGUGAGACUUGCAUUUACCCGGACAAAAAGUCUGAGGGAGUAAGAAUUUCCUCAUGGCCAAAGGAGAAACCAGGAAGUUGGUUUAGUGAAUUUAAAAGAGGAAAACUGCUUUCCUACUUAGAUGUUGAAGGCAAUUCUAUUAAUAUGGUGCAAAUGACAUUCCUGAAACUUCUGACGGCCUCUGCACGGCAGAACUUCACCUAUCACUGUCAUCAGUCAGCUGCCUGGUAUGAUGUGUCCUUGGGCAGGUAUGACAAAGCACUCCGGUUCCUGGGAUCCAAUGAUGAGGAGAUGUCCUAUAAUAGCCCUUACAUCAAGGCUCUGCAUGAUGGCUGCGCGUCCCGAAAAGGCUAUGAGAAGACUGUGAUUGAAAUCAAUACCCCCAAAAUUGAUCAAGUGCCUGUCAUUGAUGUCAUGAUCAAUGAUUUUGGUGAUCAGAAUCAGAAGUUUGGAUUUGAAGUUGGUCCAGUUUGCUUCCUUGGCUAAAACAAAGACAAAGAAUAGACAAAAACAACAGAAAAUAUGCCUUGAGGCCACCAAACCCUUUCAUGCCACAUGUAAACUUUCAGUAAUAAUGGUAUAGGAUACCAUUUGGUAUGCACACAUGUACCAUUUAGGAAUUACUGAUAACCCCAGGAAAGCUUUGGUCAUCAAAAAGAAUUGAGCUAAGGUGACUGGCAUGGCAACAAGGCUAAAUCUUGAUUCUUGACCUUCAUCUCUCCUUUCCCUAUUUGGAUUUUGGUGCUGUAGAAAAAGAAAAGAGAGAAAAGUUUAUAUUCCUUAAAAUAAUGGUGCUCCUUCCUGUCCAUCAAGAAUAUGCUAAAAAUGUGUAUUAAUAAAUUGUAAUUAUUUUAUGUACAGUUCUCCACUGUUUUCUGUGUCCAUUUCCAGAACUCUAAAUCCCAUCUGACUCUUACUUUUUAUGACAGUGACGGAACUGUGAGGGCAAUGAAUAUUGUAAGACAGAAACCAAAAAAAAAACAUUAAAAGUUGCAAUUUCAGAUGACUCUAAUUCCCUUUCUUUGAGUAAUAAUAAAAUGCUUUUAUAUA